Nicotiana tabacum (common tobacco) is the source of this 522-nucleotide messenger RNA. The record is from RefSeq and is a predicted model, not a curated record. NCBI's taxonomy places the organism in Eukaryota, Viridiplantae, Streptophyta, Magnoliopsida, Solanales, Solanaceae.
AUGGAUAACAGUGAUGAAAUCGAGUUGGUCAGUGACAAUCCCCAGGCUUGGGUUUUCGGUCAGUCUCCACCCCAGGGUCCCUCAAAGGGAACUUCCACCGUACCCCGAUUUACUCAACCGCCGCUCCAUGCAGUGAGCGAUCACAUUCUACCACCAGGGUAUGUGCCAAACUACAACAUCCAUGCUGCCCCUGGUACCUCUAAUGAGCGACCUCCAGUCGCACCGGUCAGGAACACUCAUCUCGUCGUGUCUGGCACACCGGUAUAUACAAUCCCUCCACCACCUCCUGUGACAAGGCCAAACAACGAGCCACCAUCUCCUGCUUAUGAUGGCCAAUACUACUCUCCAAAUAUGGCUUUCAAGGUCUCGGCUCCACACAAUUUGACUCCUCAAUACAAGUCACCAGUGGAAAAUGAAAAGCCUGCCAAGUUGGUUGAGCCGGACAAAAUGGCCAGGAAAAUGAAAAAUGUGAAUAUCAUUCAGGUGCUCCGGGGCAUAGCAUUGAUGACUGUUGGACCCUGA